Molecule: messenger RNA, 1950 nt
Organism: Ogataea philodendri
Lineage: Eukaryota; Fungi; Ascomycota; Pichiomycetes; Pichiales; Pichiaceae
Exons: 5
Coding region: 1-1950 (649 amino acids)
Source: RefSeq, a predicted model, not a curated record
AUGUCCUCGAGCUUCAAAAUAGCAGGCUUGUUGCAGAACUUCUCCUUCAAUUCAGUCACCUCCUCGUUCAACGUGGCACUCAUUAAAAACACCUGUGUGUUGGCCUUCAUCCCCAGAAACUCCUUCAACUUCUCCAGGUCGUCCUUAAACAAGCUUGGCCGGCGUGCUCACAAACACCUCGCGGCCCUCUUUGACCAGCUGGGUCUGCACCUGGUCGCUUACCGUGUCGUUCAGGUUCAAAACACGGACACUGCGGCCACAAAAGACCGUCAACUGGCCCAGAAACUCGGUCACCUGGUUACUCAGCUCCUUGGUCGGCACCAAAAUCAACGUCUGCACGCCAUUGGCCGCCUCGACCGUCGUCAUGACAAUCCGGUUGAGAAUCAGCUUGUCGUUGGUAGAAUCCUUGUCCAAACAGAAGUAUCCCACACGCAGAGCUUGGAACCGGACAGUCUCCUUGCCGGCCUCCUCGUGGAUGCUAAAUUGAGGGUUGGUGAACGGCAUGUUCAUUGGAGACUUGGUCUCGAUCUCGUGGAAACUUGGCUCUAUGAUGGCAUUCUUGAUGAUUUGCUCGGAAUCAGGGUUGAUGUCCGCCAGAUAUCCUUCAGGGUUGGCAGACGGGUUCUCCGACUUGAACAGUUGGUUGUGGAUUCUCACCUCUGCGAUCUUCACCGGCGAGUUUCCAACAGGCUGCUCUGGGGCCAGUCUGAAGUAGUCCUUGGUGAUUGUGUCUCUAUAGUCCGACUUGUCAAUGUAAACGGUCUUGGUGAAUGGAACUCUACGGGAUCCAAACUCCGGAGAUCCUGGCUUGUAAGGAAUUUCCACCAACUCCUCAUAAUCGUCGGCCAGGUUGUCAAUGACCACCUUCAAUGGGUUUUCGAUCAUCAUCAAUCUUGGAGUCGUGUGGUCCAAGUACGUUCUCACAGCAGUGUCGAAUCUCACGGCCUGGAUGUUGGUAGUCGAGGUGGUGACUCCCAAAGUGUUGAUGAAACUCAAAAUGGCUCCUGGAGGAACACCUCUUCUUCUCAGCGACUCCAAAGUGUACAGUCUUGGAUCGUCCCAGCCACGAACAUAUCCCUCGUUCACAAGCUUGGCAAUCUUUCUCUUGGACAUGAUCGUUCCACUCAAGUUCAACCGACCAUAUUCUCUUUGCGCUGGUCUAUAAACGUGCAGCACGUCACACAGCCACUCGUAACUCUCUCUGCUGAGAUAGAACUCGGUGGUACACAGAGAAUGACUGAUGUUCUCGAAAGAAUCGACCAAACAGUGUGUGAAGUCGUAUGUUGGAUAGAUCUUCCACUUGUCGCCUGUUCUUUCGUGCUUGGCAUUCAGCACACGGUACGCAAUCAGGUCCCACAUUUGAGGCGAUGGCGAGUUGAUAUCUUGUUUCAUUCUCAAAGUGGCCUUACCUGGCUCUUCACCAUAAUGGCCUUGGAGUGCCCGAUAUGCAGGAACCCGUUGGGUUCUGGCGGGAAUCUCGUGAACACCUUGCCUUUGGUGACCUUCAGGUGCUCCUUCAUCAGUUCUGGCCAUCUUUGUGGGUUCUCACCUGGUUUGUGCAAAUCACCAAGGAAUCCCUCAGUGAACAUGUUUCUUUCUGGCUCUUUAGCCUUAGUUUCUGUCUUGGCCUUUGAUGGCUCCUUCUUCUUCUUCUCCUUCUUCACCACGUCUCUUUCAUCCUUAGGACCAAGGUAUUCCAACGCCAACUUAUCAACAGUAGGCUUGAACAUCGAUGGAGAGGCCCAUUUCAACUCUGGCAAGCUUCGCACGCUUCCCAGAAUGUUAGGCACCAUCUUGUACCGUUUUUCCAAAAACUCGUCCUUCAACGACUCAAUGUACUUUCUGAUGGCAUCCUCAACGUCCUGCUCAGUAACUGUGAUCCCCACUCCGGAUUUCUCCCUCAUCUCGUCCUUGUUGAAGUCAGAUCCCGCAGACUUGACAUACUUGUAA